AUGGCACUGCACGGAUUGCUCAGACAGACCACAAAGGAGGAGCACCCGAGACCAUACUCUUCACUGAGCAUUGCCCGGGCCCCAACUCGGGCUACCGAGCAUCAGCCGUCUUCAGCAUGGUCAUCUCGGCCAAAUACCGCCCGGGGGGACGUCUCUCGGCAGAGCCAUCGCGAGGGCUACAACCUGGAAAGUCAGCCGGUAGCUCGGCCACUGCGCUUGGAAAAUGCCAGUGCGGAUCUCAUCAAAGACUUGGAGCGCCUCAGUGGCCGGCGUCCGCGUUGUCAGCUUGCUGAGGAGCUGGUCCACAAAGCGAAUGACAAGUUGAAUGAGUUUAUGGGCUUUCACAUCUACCUUGCGGAGGACAGGCAGACGAUCGGCACAGAUCUUGAGAGUGAGCCUUCGAAGCAGCUCAAUGCAAAGUUCGUUGAGCUGGUCUCCGACAUCGAAGCGGCCUUGGCAGGGACGGAGGAAGCGACACUCCCUCCCUUGACAGUUCGGCCGAACGGGACCGUCCUUGAGGAGUCUUUGGAGGCAGGCAAGAAGCUCUUUGUGGUGAUCCCUCUGCCAUGCCGGAGAGUGGAGGUGCUAGUGAACUUGACCCGGAUCUCGGGUGAUGUGCACCUUUAUGGCUCAGACAUUGACCAGAGGCCGUCAGCUAGCUCGGAGCUCGAAGAAGAGGGCGGUGAGCUCUGUUACCGUCACGACCCCGACAUCGGAGGCAACGGCAACCGCUCCAGCGGAAUUGUCAGAACAGCGCUGCACCUUUGCAUCCAAGCUGACGAGCAGCAAAAGGCCAGUUUCCGUCUUCGCGUUUUUCAGAAAAGGCUGAUGGACAAUGGGAACCACGGGGUGGCGAGCUUGCAAACCGCAUGCAAACGGGUCGAGCAGAAGCUUGCCGUGAUUCGUAGCGAUGAGAAAAGUCGGAGUAAGUUUGAGGAAAGGUUGAAGGAAGCCAAAGAGCACCUCAGGCAGAAAAGCCCCAGCAGCAGGGACUUCUGUCGAAUCAACCACCUUCGCGCCCGAACCUGGGGAACCGACGGAGCCCGCAGCAAUGGGCCACAGCGCCAGCGCCUAAUGCGGCAGGCGGCAGAGCAGCGCCGGGAGCAGCUGGACUCGAAGAGAGAAGAGAGGAUGCAAUGGUGGCUUGAUCGCCACGAGCUUCGAAGAUUGGAGAAGGAAAAGGAGAUGCAAAGACAACACGAGGCCAUGCUCAUGGAAGAAAGACGGGCGGAGUGGAUGACCAAGUUGGCGAUGGCCAGCUUCGUGAUCGUACUGUUCAAGGUAAAGACUUUGCAAAGCCACGUGAAAAGAGGAAAACGAUCCUCCGGACACGGUCGAAGUUUGAAGCACUUCGUCCGCCAGUCUUCGGACAGAGUCCAAAGCGGACCUCUCACCGUCACCGAUCAUUCAGUGCCAGAGGAGCCAGACGAGAAGCCGGAUCAUCCGGACCCAAGCCCACGUCUCGCAACAGAUUCCGAAAUCAUCAUCGACGAUCUGCAAAGCUGGACGCCUGUUCCCAAAGAGGAGCCUUGUAGGACCAUGCCUGUGGACCUGAGGCUGACAGCAAAAGCAGCGCGAGUUCCCAUCUACGGGUUUCUUUACCUUCGGCGUGAAAAAGUGCUGUACAGCAGUUUUCGUGGCAAGAGCCAUGCACAUUGCACCUUCGAAUGUGACAAGCUUCAGUACCGGCUGUUCUCGGAUGACGGGGACUUUCUGAUGUAUGCACGAGCAAAUCUGGAGGCUCGGCAGGUUUCCUUCUACUUGUACAACCCUUGCGAGAAGGGUGUCAACCUGUACAAUGCAGACAAGCCAGCUUUCUCCAUGACGUGGAACGCAGACAGGACAGAAUGGCGAAUUAUGCAGGAAAGGUGUGAGAACUGCCAGUUUGCACCAAAGCACCAAACCUGCUCUUGUUACGGAAAACAGCAGGUCGCAUGGAUCCGGCAUCACAGGAAGCCUGUUGGUGAUGGCAUCUUCAAUUGCAUGGAGAUUCACGUGCCGGGAUUGUAUUCGGAUGGCAGCAGAGUUGUCUGGUGUCCUCUUCUUGGCAGAGGGGACCUGUCCGUUCCUGUGGAUGAAAACUAUGAGGCUCAGCGAUUGAUCACCAAGCAGCCGUCUUGGAACGACGAAGUCGAGAGCCUUGUGCUGGAUUUCAAGGGCCGGCAUAUCCUUUCUUCUGCGAAGAACUUCCAACUUGCCCUGUCGCAGAAGCCUGAGCACGUCCUUUGCCAGUAUGGCAAGAUUGGUCCCCAGACAUUUAGCUUGGAUUUCAAGUAUCCACUCAGCGUGGUCCAGGCCUUUGGCAUCUCGUUAACGACUCUGUUCUGGACUUGA
Messenger RNA from Symbiodinium sp. CCMP2592, 2334 nucleotides. The record is from the annotation of a GenBank genome assembly. NCBI's taxonomy places the organism in Eukaryota, Dinophyceae, Suessiales, Symbiodiniaceae.